AUUCGCAAAUGUAAACAACUCGGAGGAAUUUAUCGACAAAAUUGCGAUAAAUUUACACGUGGAUUUUUGUCUAAUACUAGUAUGUAAACGAGUGGACAGUCAUACAAUUUGAGGAUUGGCUUAAAAAAACAAAAGCAAUCUAAUACUAAUAGCCAAAAAUGCAAUGAUGUUGGUGGAAUUCUGUGAAAACAACUUUUUAUGUUUAAUUUCUGAUGGGGACAAGUGAUCCGCUGUGACGGUGGGCUGAGACAUCGGAAGGGGCCAUAUUGCCUCGGAGAUAGUCAUUCCCGGCGCUCUGUUACGGACAGCCUAUAACUUUCAAAUCGAUCAGACGCUUCGCAUCUAUUGACAAAAGUAUAAAAGUGUUUCAUCACAGAAACUGUUGCCACUUUAAUGGUUUGGGAUAUCCUGUCUGAUUCUUCCCGAUCUAAAAGCCAAUUUAACCAAAGCAUCCGGUGCUGAGACAAAGAUUUUUCAUCGAGGCUCGGGAGUUUGAUAGGAGGUGACAAGGAGUUUGUGCGUGGACAAUGAAUGUACCACUGGUAUAGAAAUGCUUUUAAAGCGUGAAUGAAAUUUUGAAGAGAAAAAAAACAAAAUCCAAUGAUCCUGGGAUUUUAAACGCACUGUGAAAUAAUUGAACCAAAAGAGACGCAGUUGACAUGGAUAUUUGAUGUACUUUUUUAUAUUUGAUGUAUUGAGGAGUUAGGUCUAUAGACUGACAAGCUAACCUGUUAAUCAAAGAAUAAUUACAAUUGCCAUUGCUGCCAUGGAUUAUAACGACGGGGAUUUGCUCUAUGGCGCCCCUGGUUUGGAACCGGAUGAGGAAUCGACCACCGUGUUCAUCAGCACUCUCCCUCCCGUAUCCGUGGCUAAACCGAGGGAGUUCUGUCCAGUUUGGUUACGAACUCUUGAUUGGCCCAACACCACAACCAUUGAGGACAUCAAUGGAAAAUUUCGUCAACGAAAUAUCCCCGGCAUUUAUUUCAUCUCUUUGCAAAUGUUACUGGGCUUAGUGGGAAACUUGUUGGUGAUUGUCUUAUACUGCACUCGAUUCAAAAUUUCAAAUUACCGAGUUUUUGUCUUAUUCCUGGCCUGUCUAGAUCUUAUCAACUGUGUUUUGGUAAUGCCGUUUGCAAUCUUAUAUCUAUAUUUUCCAAUAAAUUUUCCUUCGAACUUUAUUUGCAAAGCCGGACAUUUCAUAGGUUUCUUCGGAGGUGUAGCAUCACCGCUGAUGCUAGUGGUAAUUGCCAUCGACCGGUUCCGCAAGGUGUGUAGACCAUUGAAGAAACAAAUUACCGAAAAGCAAGCCAAAAUGAGCUGCACGAUAAUCGUUUUGAUCACUCUAAGUGUCACGUGGUUUACACCUUGGUUUUACGGGAACACGACCAUAGAAACAAACAUACAUGGCAUUAUUGGCACAAGGUGCUUCAGAGCUGAGAGUCAAUUCUUUUUGUCUUUGUCUAAAUGGUAUUACAAUGUCUUAAUGUGCAUGUUUCUUGUCGUCACUGUAUUUUUGUCAGUUUUAUAUUACUUUAUUAUGAAAAGAGUUCAUAGUCAUUCAAAGUAUUUCUCAAGCCAACGCAAGGAUUCGGUUGGAUCGUGUAGCAAAAAUGUUCAAACCAGAAAAUCGACGGUAACCUUUAUGAUAAUAACUAUUGUGUACGUCAUUAGUACACUUACCCAUGAUGCCUUGGCAAUGAUUUUGCAUCUAAAAUCAGACCUGGAAUGCGACCUUACGUUUACGUCGGGCACGAUAUACUACACCUUUUUCUGGACGGUGUUUCUGAACAACGUGUCCAAUCCUUUCAUUUACGGUCUGUCGGACGACAGAUUUUCCUCGCUGGUGAAAGAAUUAUUCCAGAAAAAAGAUCCUGGAUAUUCGAGAUCGACACUGAGCAAAGGUAGAUCAAACUCAAACAGGAGUUCUACGUUAUCUAGUAUGCUCACCCAGUUCCACAGACAAUACACUUUGACCAAACCUUACAGACAAUCUGGAGUUUCCCGAAAACAAUCCGUCGUCAGUAGAUCAUCCACACAGUCAAGCGUGUUCCGGAAACAUUCUGUAAACAGCAAGAAUUCUCAGACGCCAGAGGUUCCCGAAAACCAAGCUGUUGUAAGGAAGCUUUCAUCUGAAACAGGUCUAUGAUUCCUUUAUUAAAUCAAAUUGAGUUAUCAAGUUUUUAAACACAAAGACGUUUUUUGUAAUAACAUGCAUUUCUUUAAAUUUCAUUUUCUAUAUGCAUGUACGCUUCUAUUGUUGUUGGAAUGAUGCUAUUUUUUUGAAGACUUUAUUGUGUGAUUAGCAAAGCUAAGAUAGAAUUAAUUGAGUGAGUUUGUAUUUUAUUAUGAUGUUGCAUGUAAUUGUUUGUCUUGAAGACUUUAAACUGUUUUUUUG
Molecule: messenger RNA, 2395 nt
Organism: Magallana angulata
Lineage: Eukaryota; Metazoa; Mollusca; Bivalvia; Ostreida; Ostreidae
Product: neuropeptide FF receptor 2-like
Exons: 2
Coding region: 767-2146 (459 amino acids)
Biological process (GO): G protein-coupled receptor signaling pathway
Cellular component (GO): membrane
Molecular function (GO): G protein-coupled receptor activity; peptide binding
Source: RefSeq, a predicted model, not a curated record